UUGGUUUAUGUGAUUAUGGAGGCUGUCACUGUGUCAACCAGCACAGAUGUUUCUCUUUCUUCCUAUGAUGAAGAUCAGGGAUCUAAACAUAUCCAGAAAGCUAAAGAAGCAUGGGGUUUGCAGCAAUCGUUGCAUAUGUCUGCUCACCUGAUCCACAUGUGUGUGGCAGCCCAAGGUUUUGUUGUGGGAGCAAUGACCCUUGGUAUGGGCUAUUCCAUGUAUAAGGAAUUCUGGGCAAGACCUAAACCUUAG
Neomonachus schauinslandi (Hawaiian monk seal) is the source of this 252-nucleotide messenger RNA. RefSeq names its product HIG1 domain family member 1A, mitochondrial-like. Gene Ontology annotation, biological process: negative regulation of apoptotic process; mitochondrial respirasome assembly. The transcript has 2 exons. Gene Ontology annotation, cellular component: mitochondrion. The annotation marks the transcript as partial. The record is from RefSeq and is a predicted model, not a curated record. NCBI's taxonomy places the organism in Eukaryota, Metazoa, Chordata, Mammalia, Carnivora, Phocidae.